CUGACUGAAGAGCAGCCAACAGCAGCCAGUCUGGUACCAGGUUUGCCCUCCUGAGGGGUGGCUGGGAGCCGGGUGGGUGGCUCAGCUUUUUCCCUUGGGAAGUGGACUGGAGGAAGGCUUGGCUUAUAAAGCCAGGGGAUGUGGAGAAGAGGCUGCCCCUAGCCUUUCUCUGGCCCUCCAAGCCAUGCCUCCCAGAGGCGCUUGAUAGCCAGCUGCCUGUGGCCACCCCACCCUCCAUGCCACCCUGAACUCUGGAUCCCUUCAGAGGCCCCUUCAGAGUCAGACUAGCCCUCUGGUGCUGGGGAGCCACUCACACUAGAGCCCCCUUUCCCACUGCCACCUCUCCCUCCCUCUGGCCCUCGGUCGGCAUCUGGCAAGGGCCCUCCCACCCCCUCCACCCGCUGGCUGGAUGAUCUGACUCUUCCCCUGCCCACCACGAUUGCCGUCCAGAUGCCCUGGAUCCUGCUCACACUGCUGCUAUUCGGGGACGCUGUGGAAAUGUUCGCCCUAAACCACAGCAAGAAACAAGUGGGGGUUGGACUGAAGGAGAACUGCACUGGCUGUUUGAUCUGCUCAGAGGAGAACGGCUGUUCCACCUGCCAGCCACGACUUUUUCUCCACAUCCGCCGAGAUGGGAUCCGCCAAUAUGGGAAGUGCGUGCACGACUGUCCCCAUGGUUACUUUGGUGUGCGUGGCCACGAGGUCAACAGAUGCAAAAAAUGUGGGUCCACCUGUGAGAGCUGUUUCAGUCAAGACUUCUGCAUUCGGUGCAAAAAGAGGUUUUUUUUGCACAAGGGGAAGUGUGCCCCCACCUGCCCACCAGGCACCAUUGCCCACCAGAGCACGUGGGAAUGCCAAGAGGAAUGUGAAUUUGGACCCUGGAGCACCUGGAGUCCCUGCAGCCAGGAUGGGAAAACCUGCGGGUCAGCCUGGGGCCUGGAGACUCGGGUACGAGAGGUCAGCCGAGGCAGUCGGGAGGAGGGGGCAGCGGCCUGCCAAGCCCUGUCUGAGUCAAGAAACUGUGCCAUCAGGAGGCACUGCCCAGGAGAGAAAAACCUGACCCGAAAGCGGGGGAAGAAGGAAAGGAAACAUAGGAAAGAGCGAAAGAUGGAGCGUUCCCACUGAACGCCACCUCCUCCUGGCACAGGGAAUUCUGGGCCAGGAAAAGAAAGGGGCAGCACUGACUCAGCCACCCAUCAGUGGCUCCCCACUCAUCGGGCCCUUUCCAUCCAGGGAAGACUGAACACUCUUCUCAUUGCCCCUUUCUCCUUUCUUUCCUUCCCCUUCCUUCCUGUCUUCCUUCCUUUGUUUUUUCUCGCCUUCCUUUUUUUAUCCCUUCCUCUUUCCUCAUUUAUCCU
Molecule: messenger RNA, 1358 nt
Organism: Dromiciops gliroides (monito del monte)
Lineage: Eukaryota; Metazoa; Chordata; Mammalia; Microbiotheria; Microbiotheriidae
Gene: RSPO4
Product: R-spondin 4
Exons: 5
Coding region: 451-1125 (224 amino acids)
Source: RefSeq, a predicted model, not a curated record